AUGCUCAGCGGUUGCCUCCUGUUCAGCCCUAGUAGGACGACGAAGGCGACUAUUCUGCUAUUUGCCGUGUUACAGCAUGUCGCAGCUCAAAUGGCUCCGACUGCUCUGUCAAGCAGAGGUCAUACACUCCCCUACAAUAUCCUUGUCAUACUCCCGGCAAAAGAGUCCAACAACGACAAAUUCGGUUUGACCAUCGAGCGAGCACGACCUGUCAUCGACAUAGCCGUUGAGGAUGUGGUCAAAUCGGGUCGAAUGCCUCCCGGAUGGGUAAAUCUCACGUUUUGGGACGACCGAUAUUGGGAGGACACCAACUUAGCCGAGCGAUACGCCACCGUCGGUAUGGUGAAGGCAUACUGCGAACGUCGUCUUGACGCCAUCUUGGGAUUCGCGGACAGCUACGGUCUAGCAACGGUCACCAAAGUCUCAGCAGGGUUGAAUGGUGGCGUGCCGGUGCUGACCACGGCUGGAAUGCCUUCGACAUUGAAUUUGAAGAAAACUUAUCCGUUUCUAACUAGGAUGCAAGGGUCAUAUUACCAAUUGGCCGUGUCCAUGUAUCAGCUAGUGGCGUAUCAAGAUCCCGCUGAUGAAGAGCAUGUCGUACCACCCCGCAAUGCUUCCUCUAUUUGUCUGAAUUACCUGAAGAUGCUAUUUCUGUACCACGACAAGAAGCGAGCUGUGAACAAGCCAAAUCACAGUGAUAGCCGGGAAUCGGAAGUCUCAUCCUCCCACUGCUAUUUCUCACUCUACGCCAUUAAGAACUAUUUCACUGAAAAGAGUGAACUAUUCAAACGGGAAUGGCAGUUGAGUACGCCUUCUUUCCCUUUCGAUGAGGAGAUGCCCCGUACAAGAGAGACCACAAAACAGUGGUUACAACAGAUCUCCAUGGACACGAAUGGUGGGUCGAAUGUAAAGCAUUCUUAUGUUCUUUUAUGGCAUUUUUCAUUUAAUUGUUUCGCUCUUGGUUGCUGUUUUUCUGAUUGUUUUGGUGGAGGACAUUCAUAUGCAGAGUACCUUGGGUUGUAUCGUGAUAAUCGCAAAAUUUCUCCCGAUUGCUCGAUUGUUUCGUUCGCUUUGACCACCACUCUUUUCUCCUACAAGUCUCCUACGAAAAUGUUUCUUCCCACUCCGCAGCUCCAUUCCACGAUGGCGCACCGUGUCGUUUGUUUUUCGUUGGUAAUUAUUGAUUAA
Molecule: messenger RNA, 1188 nt
Organism: Haemonchus placei
Lineage: Eukaryota; Metazoa; Nematoda; Chromadorea; Rhabditida; Trichostrongylidae
Source: the annotation of a GenBank genome assembly